AGCCCGAGUGUUGUGAAUCGCUGUCUUCGAUCAACGACCUUCUCACUGCUGCUGGCUCAUCGGCUCACUCUACUUCGAGACGCGAAACCUGACAUGGACCUGGUGGUGCAUCCCCACAUCCUGCAUGAUCUUGGGCUCGGUAUAUUGAAAUCGCUGUUGUUGAUUGACAGAAGAUUCGAACUCAGCCCAGCGAGUCUGGUCCAUCAAUCCCUUCUCGAGAAAGACAAUGAGAAAUGGGACAAGUACCGACUGCAGCUGAGGUGGAGCGCAAUAGCACUGCAUAUGACUGCUUAUGUAGCACACUACAAGAAGGCAGAACUCGCUCUUGCGCCAUUUGGCAUUGUUCGACUUGUCGGGCCGAACGUCCUACUGAAAGGAAUCAUCAGCCUCAUGUAUUACGAGGAAAUUGGGAGGGAAUUGCGGCAAAUCGGGUUCAAAGAUGAUCCGAAGAACACCGCAUGCGGAUGGUGUCAUUACAAGCCACAAACGACCUUCGAAACCGUUUCAGGGGAGUAU
Cladophialophora psammophila CBS 110553 is the source of this 516-nucleotide messenger RNA. RefSeq lists its product as uncharacterized. The record is from RefSeq and is a predicted model, not a curated record. Lineage: Eukaryota; Fungi; Ascomycota; Eurotiomycetes; Chaetothyriales; Herpotrichiellaceae. The transcript has a single exon. Bases 234 to 443 code for a protein of 69 amino acids.